GUGAUCAGUUUAGAACAGUUUUUGUGCUCGACACGAAAUACGAAAUAACCCGGUUCCGGAGUUCAAAACGUGCACAUUGCGUCCUCGCCGUCCAUAAACCGUAGUUCAAAGUGCAGUUGCAGUUGGAAAUUUCAGUGUUGUUGGCGUUGUACGACGAGUGAACGAUGGUUUGGGGAUUCGUUACUUGCGGCCCGAAUGAGGCGCUGGUGGUAUCAGGAUGCUGCCACAUGAAACCGCUGCUGGUGCCCGGUGGAAGAGCCUUCGUUUGGCCAUCGAUUCAACAAGUGCAAAGAAUCUCACUGAACACUAUGACGCUGCAGGUGGAAAGCCCGACCGUGUACACGAGCCAAGGUGUACCGAUCUCCGUAACUGGCAUAGCGCAGGUGAAGAUCCAGGGCCAGAACGAGGACAUGCUGCUGACGGCGUGUGAACAGUUUCUCGGCAAACCGGAGGCCGAAAUCCAGCACAUUGCCCUGGUAACGCUGGAAGGUCACCAGCGCGCCAUCAUGGGCUCCAUGACGGUCGAGGAGAUCUACAAGGAUCGCAAAAAGUUCUCGAAACAGGUGUUUGAGGUAGCGUCGUCCGAUCUCGUCAACAUGGGCAUCACCGUCGUGUCGUACACGCUGAAGGACAUUCGUGACGAAGAGGUAAGGGCCUCCCGGGGAUAUCUGAAAAGCUUGGGCAUGGCUCGCACGGCCGAGGUGAAGCGUGACGCACGGAUCGGCGAAGCGGAGGCACGCUGCGACGCAACAAUCAAGGAAGCGAUCGCCGAAGAGCAGCGGAUGGCGGCGCGGUUCCUGAACGAUACCGAGAUCGCCAAGGCGCAGCGUGAUUUCGAGCUGAAGAAGGCAGUGUACGACGUCGAGGUGCAGACGAAGAAGGCCGAAGCCGAGAUGGCGUACGAGCUGCAGGCGGCCAAAACGAAGCAACGCAUCAAGGAGGAGCAGAUGCAGAUUAAGGUGGUCGAACGCACGCAGGAGAUCGCCGUGCAGACACAGGAGAUGCAGCGCCGCGAGCGCGAACUGGAAGCCACCAUCCGGCGCCCGGCCGAGGCGGAAAAGUAUAAGCUCGAGAAGCUGGCCGAGGCGAACAAGGCUCGCGUCAUACUGGAGGCCGAAGCCGAAGCCGAAGCGAUAAAAGUACGUGGUGAAGCGGAAGCCUUUGCGAUUGCCGCCAAAUCGAAGGCCGAAGCCGAACAGAUGGCGAAAAAGGCGGAAGCAUGGCGGGAGUACCGUGAGGCCGCGAUGGUCGACAUGUUGCUCGAAACCUUACCGAAGGUUGCUGCCGAAGUUGCCGCCCCACUGUCGCAAGCCAAGAAAAUCACCAUGGUCUCGAGUGGCAACGGUGAGGUCGGUGCGGUAAAGCUGACCGGCGAAGUGCUGCAGAUCGUCAACAAGAUACCGGAGUUGGUUAAAUCGAUCACCGGUGUAGACAUUUCGCGGUCCAUUCACGCCGGUUAAAAGGCCUCGGUAGAACAAUAAAACCAACAGCACACUUAAAAAUUGUUCAUCGGGGUUCACUGCAAACAACUUCUAGUGUGUGAAACCAGCCAAAGCGAUCAAAUCGAACGAACGAAUGAAACGGUCGUCCCCUGCGGGCACGCCUGUGACGAUGACUCGCCAAUGGGCAGGUCACAUCGGGGACUGUCUAUUUGUUUUUUAAAUAUAUUUCACAAAACGAAAAUCGCGCAUAACACAAGUUAUCGAAAUUUCCAGUUAUUAAGUGACCAAUGGACAGCGGAAACCGAUUAAUUAAAUAUGAAUUGGAUAGGAGUCCGCUUUUCGAACGAUAAAUCGAUAUAUGUGUAUUAAAAACAUUAAUAUCUUGUUCUCGUUCAUGUGGAAAGUAGGUCUAUUCACUGCGUUAAAGCUUACGUAAUUUGGUGGUCAUAUCUUUUACAAUUAAAUAAUUUUAUCAUCACACGGAUCCCGUGGGGCUUAAUCAGUAUUUGACCCCGAGCUCCUAGCAACGUGCUUACUUCGUGAAGCAAUGCAAAGGAACUUUAUUAGUUUAAUAAGUUUAAAACAAUCCUCAAACUUGACGGCAGCAGCCAACGCAGUUUGUGUGUUCAGUGUACAGUCGGUGUCAUUCCGAUCGUUCCGGAUCCGGGAACCAUUGUUUUACCAAUGGUUUCUGUCCACUCGAUCCAGUGCCACUGCCUCGCGAUUCGAACGAUAUUUCUGUUUUGCACAAAUGUGUUCAUACUCUGGCUUUGCCCCGUUUGCCAUGAUGCUUGUUUCGAAGCCAUUUGGUGUAAUUAAGAAUCACAAAGAAAAUUAAAAGAAAAAAACCAUGAACCUUGAAUAUUUAUAUUAACUGGUCAAACGUGCGUACGUGCAAAUGUAGGAAGGAAGUAUCCAAACACCAACGACCGCUCGAAAAGCUGUUCAUAAUCGUGCCAUCUCGCAAAAGGUGUCCGAGUGCAUAAGACAAACGCCCGGCACGUGUGCUUCGCGCCAGGAAGGAACCUAGAUUCGAGUAAUCGUGGCGAAAGUCAAGCCUGAACAUACUGUCCAUCCAUUCAUUUGGCCUAUAAUCGUGUAGCUGAAACAAAAUCAAUGUUUGUUGUCAAACCCGAAACAGAUUAGAUAUUUUCUCAAGCAACGAGCGAAAAGAAUAUUAUAUUUUUAUAAUUUACGUACCUCUUUCACCAGCGGCCCACCGGGAAGAAACAUCUUGGUAGCUAGUGGUUACUGUGCAGCGGAGAACCGCGAUUCUAAAUAAAUUGCUUACCGCUAGUUGCGAAUCAUCAACUAAGAACAGUAGGCUGGAGUUAGUAACAAAAAUGCCUCAAACUCUGCUGGUGAAAAGAGCAAACUAGUUUAUAUUCACGUUAAAAUACUAUCCGGUGGAGGAAACUAUGCGUAAAACGUUGAUAUUGAGUAUCACUGUAUAAUCGUAGCAUGCCGCCAAAGCAAACGAUCAUCUCUCGAACUACAUUAAACGUCACUAGUAUGCAUAUUUGUUUCCCAGGAAAUGUUUCUAUCUCCAUUUGUGAACUUUUCCCCCAUUUCGGUACAAAAAAUCGUGUAAGAAGUAGUUAAAAUAGCAAAAGCAAUGGAAUAUGUAGAAAUGAAGGACGUGGCCCUCGGCUAUACUGCGCAACUAACUUCCCCUUUAUACCUUCGCCAAAUGGAUAGCGAACGUUACUUUUUCGUCAAUGCAAAAGAACCAAAGUGUAUGCUGAAAAUAGUGCAAUUCUUUGAACUUGAUUCAUUUCUAAGUCGAAAUAUUAUACGUACGAAAUGCACA
Molecule: messenger RNA, 3252 nt
Organism: Anopheles bellator
Lineage: Eukaryota; Metazoa; Arthropoda; Insecta; Diptera; Culicidae
Gene: Flo1
Product: flotillin-1
Exons: 7
Coding region: 165-1460 (431 amino acids)
Biological process (GO): protein kinase C signaling; regulation of receptor internalization; positive regulation of endocytosis
Cellular component (GO): plasma membrane
Source: RefSeq, a predicted model, not a curated record